AGAGAGGAGCCGUCAGCCGACGAAGCCGAAUCAGUGCCGGCACGACGGACGCAGAAGCAUGGCAGGGAAAGCCGGCGGACUCAAGGGGGUCGCCCUCAUCGGAGGCGGCGCCAACAGCACGGUCGCCGGUGCCCUCCACUUCUUCCAGGACCCCUCCACCGGGUACACCGAGGUGAGGGGCAAGGUCACGGGCCUGGCUCCGGGCAGGCAUGGAUUCCACAUCCACGUCUUCGGCGACACCACCAACGGCUGCAACUCCACCGGGCCCCAUUUUAAUCCUCACAAUAAGCCCCAUGGAGCACCAUUUGAUGACGAACGACAUGUGGGUGACCUGGGAAACAUAGUAGCCAACAAAGAUGGAGUUGCAGAAGUGUUCAUAAGGGACUUGCAGAUUUCACUGAGUGGGCCUCAUUCCAUACUGGGAAGGGCAGUUGUUGUUCAUGCUGAUCCUGAUGACCUAGGGAGGGGUGGCCAUGAACUCAGUAAGUCAACAGGAAAUGCAGGAGCUAGAAUUGGAUGUGGUAUAAUUGGAAUUCAGUCUUCAGUUUAACAAGUAACAAUUCCACCAGAAAAAAAAUAGGGCCAAGGGAUUUGUCCGGGCAUAUGCAGAUGGUGUGGAGACAUGGAUUUCAAGACUAAACAUUUUAGUACCCUUACUGUCUUCAGUGAUGUAUACAAUAAUCUUGCAAUCAGAAUAAGAGGAAAAAUGGCCAGUAAAAUCUUGCAAUGAUUUCUGCAUGCCCUCAACAAUGGUAUCACUGCUUAUCAGUAGCAAUAAGCCUAUAUGUAAAACCUUUUUGAGAGGAGCUAUAAGUCUAUAAAGGAUGCUGUUCAAUCUGUA
Messenger RNA from Setaria italica (foxtail millet), 841 nucleotides. RefSeq names its product superoxide dismutase [Cu-Zn] 2. Gene Ontology annotation, biological process: removal of superoxide radicals. The record is from RefSeq and is a predicted model, not a curated record. Gene Ontology annotation, molecular function: copper ion binding; superoxide dismutase activity. The transcript is spliced from 7 exons. Lineage: Eukaryota; Viridiplantae; Streptophyta; Magnoliopsida; Poales; Poaceae. Bases 59 to 550 code for a protein of 163 amino acids.